UAUACGUUCACUCUCACAACUUCACGACCCACCUUUCAGCACCCUCUUCUUUGUCUUUAGCAUUAACGCCACGCAACUCGAAAUAUACGAUGCAAGCAGUGCGAUACGGCGUGUCUGAGUAUCCGAAGGAAGGAGAGAAGAAGAAAAUGUACAAAGAACCUGACACACCAUAUGCUGCCUUAUUGUGGAGACUAUACAUGUGGAUUACGACGACGUUCGCGUUGAGCGUGAUGGAGCCUUGGGAGAAGUUGCUCGUCAUAACUACAAUCGGCUUUAUCUUUGCACUAAUUGGUAUUGGGAUCGUGAGGUACAUGCCACAAUUUGUUGUGGAUUCAACGCAGAGGACACAAUAUUACCUGCUGGGAUAACAGGCUCGGGCAGAGUACGGUGCCUGUCCUUCGCUCGGUUUUGGACGGAUGACCGCGAAUUGACAAUUUCUAUCUACAUUAUUGCAACUUCCUUCGACAUGCUUUUCAUGGUGUAGACACAACUAUCUCCUCUUCCCUUGCAUGGAUAUGCCUUAGCUCAUCAACAAAUUUAUAUCCCUGUUGUAUUAUCACAACUAUUAGAAUGGCAUUUGCUAGCCUACUUAUGUAUUCAGGCCGAGUUAUUUACUGGUUUGUGCGAGUAGUCACUUCCCCAGGUCUUUUUUCUUUGGGUUCCAAGAGGUAUACUAUCCAGUCCAAUAUUCCUAGUACACUGUGUAAUACCUGCAGUGAUAGAGUUUCGCAGGUCAUCCAUCCAUCAUCAUCUUUAC
Fomitiporia mediterranea MF3/22 is the source of this 757-nucleotide messenger RNA. RefSeq lists its product as uncharacterized. The coding region runs from base 90 to 368 and encodes 92 amino acids. The record is from RefSeq and is a predicted model, not a curated record. The transcript is spliced from 3 exons. NCBI's taxonomy places the organism in Eukaryota, Fungi, Basidiomycota, Agaricomycetes, Hymenochaetales, Hymenochaetaceae.